Messenger RNA from Acomys russatus (golden spiny mouse), 1321 nucleotides. It is a transcript of the gene Abhd11, whose product is annotated as abhydrolase domain containing 11. Lineage: Eukaryota; Metazoa; Chordata; Mammalia; Rodentia; Muridae. Gene Ontology annotation, cellular component: mitochondrion. The transcript has 6 exons. Bases 89 to 1000 code for a protein of 303 amino acids. The record is from RefSeq and is a predicted model, not a curated record.
GGAGCCCUAGUUAGAAACCUACAGGGUUCUGGGAGGCGGAGCGUGCGCAGGACAUCUCUAGGAAGUACACUUUGUGGGCUGUUUGGGCAUGCUCCGCUGGGCCCGAGCAUGGGGAGUCCCCCGUGGGACACUUGGUGCCUCCUCUCCCAGGUGCUCAGCGGUGUCUGUCGCGUUCAGUAGUGGCCAAGGAAACGCCGAUCCCAGGCCGCUGCCGCUGUCCUAUACGCUUCUAGAUGGAGAGACAACACUCCCAGCCAUCGUCUUUUUGCAUGGACUCUUCGGCAGCAAAACCAAUUUCAACUCCAUUGCCAAGGCGAUGGUUCAGAGGACCGGCAGGAGGGUGCUGACAGUGGAUGCCCGGAACCAUGGCAGCAGCCCCCACAGUACAGACGCAAGCUAUGAGGCCAUGAGUCAGGACCUCCAGGGCCUCUUGCCACAGCUGGGCCUGAUGCCCUGCGUCCUCAUUGGCCACAGCAUGGGAGGAAAGACAGCCAUGCUCCUGGCACUGCAGAAGCCAGAUGUUGUGGAGCGACUGGUCGUCGUAGACAUUAGCCCAGUAGGAACCACACCUGGAUCCUACCUGGGAGACUUCAUAACAGCCAUGAAGGCCGUUGAUAUCCCAGAGAAGGUGCCCCAUUCCCAGGCCCGAAAACUGGUGGAUAAACAGCUCAGCUCCGUUGUCAAGGACCCGAGUGUUCGGCAGUUCCUCCUCACUAACCUGGUGGAGGUAGACGGACGCUUCUCCUGGAGAGUGAACCUGGAUAUUUUAGCGCAGCACUUGGACAAGAUUUUGACCUUCCCACAGCAGCUUGGAUCCUACCCGGGGCCUACUCUCUUUCUGUGUGGUGGAAAUUCUAAAUAUGUACAACCCAGCCACCACUCGGAGAUUAGGCGGCUCUUUCCUCAAGCCCAGAUCCAGACCGUGUCUAAUGCUGGCCACUGGGUCCACAGCGACAAACCCCAAGACUUCAUGGAUGCUGUCAACAGCUUCUUGGCUUAAGAAGUAGCUCUUUAGCCGGGUGUGGUGGCGCAUGCCUUUAAUCCCCAGCACUUGGGAGGCAGAGGCAGGAGGAUCUCUGUGAGUUCGAGGUCAGCCUGGUUUACAGAGUGAGUCCCAGGACAGCCAGGACUACAAGAGAAACCAUGUCUUGAAAAACCAAAAAGAGAAAAAAACAAAAAAACAAACAAAAGCAGUGGUUCUUUAAAAGAGCAGGCAACUUGUUCCUUUGCUUCCCCACAGAAAAGCUCAGGUGGGCACAGAGAGGGCUAAGGGGCACAGAGGGGGUCCAACACUUUAAUGAUUAAAGACAGUCCCCUUAGA